AUGUUUCACUCCGUGGCCUCCGCUGUGCGGCUCCGCACCCUUACCCUCACACCGGCAGCUCGGAGCCCCGCGACCCCACCGCGUCCCUGGAGAGGCCUCGGGAGUCUGCGGGCCCUGUGGGCCGAUACCGGCGGUGAGCCGGCCUUGCAUGUAAAAACUGCUGCAUUUGCUCCCGCGGGGGGUUGCGUCCUUGGGGGCAUUCCCGGCAGCGCGGUCCAUGUGUGGAGCGGGUCGGAGGUGCCGCCGCCUGAGGUUCCCCAGGUGUUCAGAGUGGUUUUGUCUUUGACGCUUUCUUUUUUGUCGCAGCCAAAGUUACGAAAACCUCAAGGAGGGAAGCAAGAGAAAAAAGCUAUCCAUCCGUACAGCAGAAAAGCUGCACAGCUUGCAAGGGAAGUACACAAACAGGAAAAGAAAGAAAAGUUGAAGACUGACAAAGCUUUGCGUUUAAGUAUUAUUGGAGAAAAACUGCAAUGGUUUCAAAGUCACCUUGACCCCAGUAAAAUCGAGUACACGAAGAAGGAAGCUGGUGAACUAAUUGAGAAUUAUAUGUGUCGAUUCAAUGCUGAAUUGGAGCAGAUUGAAUUACAAAACAGUAUUAAAGGCAGACAAGGAAGACAGCAUGGUUCACGGGAAUCUGUCAUCAAGCAGACCAUAGAACGUGAAAAACAGCUCUAUGAGGGCUAUGGAAUAGAAAUCCCAGACAUUAUGAACAGAAAGCAUCUUAAAUUUUUCAGAGAAUGGGAUGGUGAUCUGAGGAAACUGCCAAACAUCAAAAUGAAAAAGCUCUCAGCUAGGGAUGCUGCCUGCAGUCACCCCGAGGUGACAGAUGCAGAAGCAAAAGAAGACUUGAAUGAAGAGGAAGAGGUGGUCCCUGACGAGCACCAGCUAAUUCAAGAGCUGAAAUAGUGAAGGAAAUUGUAAGGAACCUAUUUUAAUUUUCACUGGAAACAAAAAUAAA
This is a messenger RNA of Ficedula albicollis (Collared flycatcher), 958 nucleotides long. It is a transcript of the gene TMA16, whose product is annotated as translation machinery associated 16 homolog. The record is from RefSeq and is a predicted model, not a curated record. The transcript is spliced from 8 exons. Gene Ontology annotation, cellular component: nucleus. Bases 1 to 906 code for a protein of 301 amino acids. NCBI's taxonomy places the organism in Eukaryota, Metazoa, Chordata, Aves, Passeriformes, Muscicapidae.